GCUGCUGCCACAAAACGGCUGCGCAUGAAAGAUUAAACGAUGUUCAAAGGUUGUAACUCCAUUGUUUCAUCCAAACUUCUUUCAGGAACCCCCCGCCCCCGUCAUUCCCCCACCACUCAAUGGCCCGAUACAGGGCAAAGAAAACCCUGGCGUCAGCAUCUAAUCUUAUCGGUGUUUGUGAUGAUAAUCACUCUAUUCCCCAAUACAGUUCAAGUGCAUACUUCAUGCACAGCUAUAAAAACAGUGUGCACUGUCACUGACCCCUCACCUGAGACCUUUGAAACAGCAAGUAUUGCAGGCACAAGGACACAUUUACUUGGGACAGAAAUUGGUGGCUAUGUAGACACAACAAGGAGAGCAUCUGCUGCGCUUGUCGUUGCUAUCCAUUCCUGCUUCUAUUUGCACAGGGGGCGGCGGGGAGGGGAGUCCUGGAAGGGAAGACCUGCCGGCUGUUUCAUCCUGCUUCUCUGCAAGAAACCUAGGAACAGAGUGUAACAGCAGUAUCUCCGAAGGCGCGGUUUUUAGUUAAGAUAUUCUCCCUUCCAGGCAGAAAACAAAAAUCGGAGGAUCAGGAAUUCCUGAGCAUCGAGAACAAAGCAUGAAACUCACUGGCAUUUGUGCCUCUUUCUUCAUUCUUUUCUACAAUAUUGCUCAUCAGCAGACAGAAGCCCAAGAUUCUUGCUCCCGCCAAUGUGGGAAGAUGCUGGGCAACUGCUCUUGCCAGGUGACCUGCAAGUCCCUGGGGGAUUGCUGUCCUGAUUACAGGGAAUUUUGUCUGCAAAUCUCUCCAUACUCAGGGUCCUUGAUGGGAGGCAAAGACUUUGAGAUUUUGAAUGUUACUUUCAAUGCCUCCUCUGAUGUGAGAUGCAGGUUCAAGCAGGAGAUUCAGACCAGUGGCUAUGUUGCUCAGGAUGGUCAAGCCCACUGCAUCUCACCAUUGCUGUAUGAGACUGGCUUCAUUCCCUUUGAGGUUUCCAGAGACAGUGGCCUCACAUUUCCCUAUUCAGGAAACUGGUUAUCAGUACAUCACAGCAAGGUGUCAGCUGUGGAAACAUGCACACUUGUGAAUGCCACAAAAUGGCAGUACUAUGGCACACCGAACACAGGAGGGACCCUGACCGUCACCUGGAUGAACCAGACGCUACCAACCAGCCACGUCAAUAUAGAAGUCUGGGGGUACCAAGAAACAGGGCAGGCAUACUCAGAGACCUGGAUGGCUGAAUGGAAAUACCUUUACACUCUUGGAAGGGAAGAACCCAACAGCGGAACAUUUACUUUCACACCUGUACCUGCUCAAGCAGAUUACAGUAGCUGGGAAGUUGGGGCUUUGAGAAUCAGUCCCAGCAGGUAUUCUGACGGACAGAGCAACAUUCCUGCACUCUGGAGCUCAGAGCAUGCCCUGGCCUGGCACCUUGGAGAAGACUUCAGGAAGGAUGCAGCUGCCUGGGCGACAGACAAGUGUCUAAAGUGGGACCUGGGAGAGGAGAGACUCCCUAACUUCCUGAAGGAGGUAGCAGAUUGCCCCUGCACGCUGGCACAGGCAAGGGCCGACACUGGCAGGUUCCACACCGACUACGGGUGUGACAUUGAAAAGGGAAGCGAAUGCACUUACCAUCCUGGAGCUGUGCACUGUGUACGGGGAAUUCAGGCCAGCCCACAGUAUGCGUCUGGGCAGCAGUGCUGCUAUGACUCGACAGGUACCCAAAUCCUCACGGGGGACUCCACAGGGGGCAGCACACCUGAUCGAGGCCACGACUGGGGUUCUCCGCCUUUCAAAAGGCCUCCCAGGAUUCCCGGCUUUUCCCAUUGGCUUUACGACGUCAUCAGCUUCUAUUACUGCUGCCUGUGGUCUGGCAACUGCCACCUGUACAUGAAGCGCCGGCCCUCCAGCGACUGCAGGACUUACCGCCCCCCUCGAGCUGCAUCUGCCUUUGGGGACCCGCACUUCCUCACAUUCGAUGGGCUGAACUUCACAUUCAAGGGCCAUGGGGAAUACACACUGGUGGAGUCCAAUCUGACAUCUCUAAGAGUACAAGGGAGGACGCAGCCUACCAGACUUCCCAGCGGAAUGGCGGCACAGGUAACAGGCUUGUCUGCUGUGGCCAUGCAGGAGAGUAACUCUGAUGUGAUCGAGGUACGCUGCUCGGAGUACUCGACCCUGGAGGUGCUGCUGAACCAGGAGGUGCUCAACUUUUCUGAGCAAAGGUGGAUGGAUUUGAAAGGCCUCUUCCUCUAUUCUGCAGCGGGUCAGAACGUCACAGCGAUGUUCUCCUCAGGGGCUGGCGUGGAGGCGAGAGGCCGAGGAGGUUUCUUAAGCCUGACAGUCCUGCUGCCAGAAAAAUUCAUGAAUCAGACCCGGGGCCUCUUGGGGGUAAUGAACGACAAUCCAGGGGAUGAGUACACCUUCAGAAAUGGGACAACCAUGCCGCUUGAUGCCAGUCCACAGCAGCUGUUUGCAUUUGGAGCUGACUGGGCUGUUGGCAACGAAACUUCUCUCUUUACUUAUGACACGCAGUUCUUACUGAACACCUUCUACGGGCCAAAGCACAACUCUUCCUUCCUACCAGUGUUUGUUCCUCAUGAAGACCCCACCGACCCCCUGGUGCCACAGAUGACCACGCUUUGUGACUCAGACCCUUUCUGCAGGUUUGAUGUGUUGACAACCAGAAGCCUUGAGGUGGGAAACGCUACCAGAAUAUCCCAUCAGAAUCACAAAGCGUUGGUGGAGAGUCUGCAGCCAGUGGUCUCUUGCGGCUGGCUGGAUCACCCUACCAACGGGAGAAAGGAAGGGACAAACUACCUGAUGGGCUCAACUGUCCAGUUCAGCUGUGACCCAGGGUACAGCCUGGCUGGGUCAGAAGAAAGAACCUGCCAGUUGACGGGGGCCUGGUCAGGGAAAGCAGCCAGCUGUUUGCCAAGCACAGAUAACCACCAAGCAAUUCUCUUUGGCUCUAUAUUCGGAGUUCUAGGCUUUGUAAUCUUGGCAGUUCUAAUUUUCCUGUUGUACAGAAAAAGGAAGAGAGCGAACCUGAGCCCAAAUGACCCCGAAUCCGUCGCAGGAGAGAAAGAACUGAUGCCAGUCAGAGGGACGCAUUUGUGAGCAGAACAACGAGCAGCGCAGCC
This is a messenger RNA of Gavialis gangeticus (Gharial), 3123 nucleotides long. It is a transcript of the gene SUSD2, whose product is annotated as sushi domain containing 2. The transcript has 15 exons. Bases 599 to 3100 code for a protein of 833 amino acids. The record is from RefSeq and is a predicted model, not a curated record. NCBI's taxonomy places the organism in Eukaryota, Metazoa, Chordata, Crocodylia, Gavialidae.